AUGGGAGUUAUGGAAAAUGAAUCAUUUUUAUCAAAUAUUCCCCAAGCAGCUGAUAAUACUGUUGGAAUUAUUUAUUUACUUUUUGGUAUGUGUUCUGUUUUUGGGAAUAGCCUUCUGUUAUAUAUUUCUUUCACUAAGAGGCAAUUGCUGAAACCAGCAGAAUACUUCAUAGUAAACCUGGCCUUCAGUGACCUUGGAAUGACCGUUAUCUUGUACCCUCUUGCUAUCACAUCCAGCUUUUCACACAGGUGGAUAUAUGGAAGACAUGUCUGCCUGUUUUAUGCAUUCUGUGGUGUAUUGUUUGGGAUUUGUAGCCUAUCCACAGUCACAUUAUUGAGUAUAGUGUGCUGUGUCAAAGUUUGCUUCCCAGCAUAUGGAAAUAGAUUUGGCCACAAGUUGGGAUGCAUCCUUGUCACUUGUGCAUGGGUUUAUGCAGCUAUAUUUGCCUUCUUACCUCUAAUUCACUUGGGAGAAUAUGGGCUUGAGCCGUAUGGGACAGCUUGCUGUAUUGACUGGCAGUCUUCUAAUAUAAACAGAGUAGCAAAGUACUACAUAAUAGCUCUGUUUGUAGUUUGUUUCAUUAUCCCAUGUGGGAUCAUCAUUACCUCUUUUACACUUAUACUGAUAACUGUCAAGGAAUCCCGAAAAGCGGUGGCACUGCAUGGCGCUAUUCCCACCAGGAUGAGCAACGUCCAAAACAUCAUAAUCAAGUUAAGCAUCGCUGUGUGCAUUGGAUUCUUCACAGCUUGGAGCCCAUAUGCAAUAAUUUCGAUGUGGGCCACAUUUGGAUCUAUCGAUAUCAUACCACCUUUGGCAUUUGCAGUACCCUCUGUGUUUGCAAAAUCUUCAACAAUUUACAAUCCAAUUAUUUACCUCCUAUUGAAGCCCAACUUCCGAGAUAUUCUUGGACAACAAUUGGUUGCUCUGUGGGAGCUUUGUACCCAGUGCUUUGUUUGCCUGAAGCCUGUCCUUUCCUGCCACAUUAUGUCACUGCACCACAAACUCUUCAAAAAGAAAAAUAAGUCAAUAAGUUAUUCAAAAAAGUCAGUUGGAAGCUAUUCCUUUAACACAUGUGAAACAUGCAAAGAUACUUUUGAAUACUUCAAGCAUUACCCGAAAUGCUGUAGUACACAGUAUAGUUUUGGUUCAGAGUUGAGGCAACAAGAUGAAACCAAAAAUUCUAAAAAUUCCAUAAGGGUUAUUGUACAAGGACAUAAUAUAGCAGAUACUGAUAACUUUGAAAUUACUUUAGAAGUAAUACCAGAGUGCAGUAAAUGUACUUAUUAA
Molecule: messenger RNA, 1287 nt
Organism: Pelobates fuscus (common spadefoot toad)
Lineage: Eukaryota; Metazoa; Chordata; Amphibia; Anura; Pelobatidae
Product: opsin-5-like
Exons: 5
Coding region: 1-1287 (428 amino acids)
Biological process (GO): visual perception; G protein-coupled receptor signaling pathway; phototransduction
Cellular component (GO): plasma membrane
Molecular function (GO): G protein-coupled photoreceptor activity
Source: RefSeq, a predicted model, not a curated record